Molecule: messenger RNA, 1248 nt
Organism: Hyaloperonospora brassicae
Lineage: Eukaryota; Oomycota; Peronosporomycetes; Peronosporales; Peronosporaceae
Source: the annotation of a GenBank genome assembly
AUGCGUCUGCUCUGGCCCUACUACUUCGCGGUGUGCACAGUCCUUCUGCACACGCGUGCUGAGUCAGUGACAUCGAGCGGUAUGCGGACGUACGCUGCUGCCCGUAACUUGUCCUCUUUGCCUCCUUUUGUUGCGAAGACCGAGUCCGUCGAGCCGGAACGCUCCGCGCAGCAAGACUCAAUGGAAGACACAGUGUACGGCGAACAUCGGCAACAAGAUGAGGCGAGAGCCGGUAUGUGGAAUUCUCUAGUGGAUGCGAGGGAUGUGCUGGGUAUAAAGCAUGUUUUGGAGGGACAACUACACGCAAACACAGCGCUAACGGCUUCCGCAGUCGAGGAGAAGAUAGACGAGGUCGUCACUUAUGCUAGGCUGCACCAGCGCUUUUCUGAAGCUGACAAGCCUGGCCAUUCCUUUCGCAAUGAUGACUUCAUUAAGAAAGUGCGGCAAUCUGGACAAGAAAAAGUGAUGGCAAAAUACUUUCUCUGGCUUCGAGGUACCCCCUUGAAAAGCCGCGCUGAAUCGGUGCAAAGAGGAAUUCUUGCCGAAUGUCCAGAGGUGUCGCCGUUGGUAUUUGAAGUGUGGCUAGAGGCAGGGGUGGGCCCUGUAGAUGCUUAUCACAUGAUGAACAUCCCGUCGGGUGGAAGUUGGAAGGGCGCCGGAGGAAUAGAGUCAAGCUUGCUCGCCAGCUAUCAUAUGCUAGAAAAGUGGAUGCACUACAUGGAGUUGCGCCGAGAUAGAGGGCUUGCCUACAGCAUAAUGGAAGAAGCCAAAGUGCUACAGAUUGGCAGAGAACCAGUAGACGUGGUGAGAUUUUUAACGUGGCUUCGAAGCAAUCAGGAAAUGAGAAAACUCGCGAGUAUGAUGCUGAGGAGGCUAGCUAAGGAUGAUCUGGAUAGAGGAGGCAACUUACAGCAGUUAUUCGAUGUGUGGCUGGACUUCAAUGUGAAUCCUAAAGAUGUCUACCCCCUGAUGUCCAUGAUACGAAAGAGUUAUUUUACGAAACCGACCUAUGCAAACAAGAAGAUCAUUAGUUUCAACAGGCUCAAGCGCUGGCUGGAUUAUGUGGACAAGUACCGCUUGACAAAUUUCGACUUCGGCGACGAUAGGGUGAUCGAUGUGUUGCUGGAUGAGCGACAGAAGGUUGAAGUGGAGAGGUUUGUUGAAUGGCUUGGAGAAGGACAUGACAUGACGGACCGCGCCCCUCUUCUUCAAAAGGAGCUAGCUUCGAGGCUGCCGGCUACACCAUAG